AUGAAUGAAGUAGUGGCAUCUAAUUCUAGUAAAUGUUUUCAGGAUCAGAAGAUCAUGUUGCUGCAGCUGAGAAAUAAUCUUACUUAUGAUUCCGAAAUGUCCACCAAGCUAGUGCAGUGGAAUCAGAGGAUUGAUUGCUGUCAAUGGGAGGGUGUCACUUGCAACAGUGAAGGCCAAGUUAUUGGUCUUGACCUUAGCGCUGAAGCAUUCUCAGGUAGUAUCAAUCCGUUGGCAAAUCUUAAGUUUCCGUCCAUUAUCCGUCUUGAUGGGAACAAUUUAUCUGCACCAAUUCGAGAGUUCUUUGCGGACUUCUCCAAUCUAACUGUAUUGAGUCUAAGUUCCUGCAACUUGAUAGGAGAAGUACCUCAGAAGAUAUUCCAGGUACCAACUCUGCACACAAUUGACUUACCGGUAAAUGAGAUGCUUGGGGGUUCUUUACCUGAAUUUCCUUCAAAUGGAUCUCUGCAAACGCUGGUUCUUACUAGUACGAAAUUUUCAGGACGUUUACCUGAGUCCAUAGGGAACCUUGGGAAGCUGGCACGUGUUGAACUUAGAGCUUGUGGUUUUACAGGACUAAUUCCUGCUUUUAUGGAAAAUCUAACUCAGCUUGUUUAUCUGGAUUUUGAACUGAAUAGCUUCACGGCAUCAUUGUUUUACCUACCCUCUCUCUCAAAUUUAUAUUUGUCUAACAACAAGUUUUCUGGCCAAAUAACUGGAUUACAAAAUGUGAUUUCUCCAAUAACAAGUUUUGAGUUGAGUUCCAACAAAUUGGAAGGGCCAAUACCUGAGUUUUUCUUUGAGCUACACGAUCUUGUAGGUCUUUCACUUUCAUCCAACAAGUUCAACGGUACCGUGCAGUUGAAGAAGUUCACAGAGCUCAAUAAGCUCGUAAAUCUUGAUAUGUCCCACGACAGUUUAUCAGUUGACACAAAUGUGAGUGAAUCCGACCUUGCCUUGCUACCCCAGCUGAAUAGUUUCAUGUUAGCGUCAUGCAAUCUGCAGAAUAUUUCCUUCCUCAAGAACCAAUCGAAGUUGUCGAUGUUAGAUCUCUCAAAAAACCAACUUACUGGUGAAAUACCAAACUGGUUGGUGGAAAUCAGUGAUGGACUUCUCCGUUUUCUGAAUCUUUCUUUCAACCAAUUCACGCAUUUUCAAGAACCUUAUACAUUUGGCUUGCUGAAUUUCCUUGAUGUGCAUUCAAAUCUGCUCACUGGAGUUAUUCCCUUACCACCACGUGCAGCUGCUUAUAUUGAUUUGUCCAACUAUAAAUUUGCUACUUUGAUACUGCCUGACUUUGGCAAUUAUCUAGCAACUGCUCAGUACCUCUCAAUUGCAAACAACAAAGUUAUUGGUAGUAUCCCUUCUUCGAUAUGCAAUUCCAGCUAUCUUGAAGUACUUGACUUGUCUAACAACAGUUUGAAUGACAGAAUACCAUCAUGUUUGGCAGAAAAGAGCAGCACACUGAAAGUACUGAACCUGGGAAAGAACAAUCUCAUAGGAAAUAUACCUGAAAAAUUUUCUUACAAUUGUGAGUUAGAGAGCCUUGACCUCAGUCAGAAUCACUUGACAGGUCUGCUUCCUCGUUCUUUGUCCAAAUGCACAAAGCUAAAGGUAUUAAAUCUUGGAAACAACAAAAUCAAGGAUACUUUCCUGUGCUGGUUGAGGAGCAUAUCUGAUCUUCGUGUACUUGUAUUACGCUUCAAUGGUUUCAAUGGGAACAUUGAUUGCUCACGAGUGAGUUCCAACUGGACCGCUCUUCGAAUCAUUGACCUAGCUUCCAACAAUUUAGGGGGUUUUCUCCCACGAAGUUCAUUCUUGGAGCUAAACGAAAUGAUGGUUGACCCAUCUUUAGCACAUUCACGCUCUGAUAUCUUGCAUUUUGAGUCUCAAACUGUUAGGUCAGUAUACUAUCAGGACAGCGUCACUCUUUCCCUUAAAGGACAAGAUGUUACACUGACAAAGAUCCUGCUUUUCUUCACCUCCAUUGAUUUUUCAAGCAACAAUUUUGUGGGGAUCAUACCAGAGACAGUUGGAGAUCUCAAAUCACUUUAUCUUCUCAAUACAUUUGGUGAUUUGAAGCAAUUAGGAUCACUGGACCUCUCGUUCAACAAGUUAGGUGGCAAUAUCCCAGAAAAGCUUGCUAGCCUCACGUCUCUUUCCUUCUUAAACUUAUUGUAUAAUGAAUUGGUCGGAAUGAUUCCACGAGGCAACCAACUUCUAACAUUUGAAGAAAGUUCUUUCGCAGGAAACAAGGGGCUAUGGAUCAUCUUUCUACCACUUUUGAUUUCAAGAAGAUGGAACCAGUCAUACAACAAAAUAAUUGACAGAUUAAUUUUAUGGAUAUUUCAGCAGCAAGAUCAAAAUCUGAGUAGUAGUAAGAGCAGUAGUGUAGCAUCCUCGAAAAAGUCAGCAGGAAAAUCAAGAGGCAGUCAUUAA
This is a messenger RNA of Capsicum annuum, 2436 nucleotides long. RefSeq names its product receptor-like protein 53. The transcript is spliced from 3 exons. The record is from RefSeq and is a predicted model, not a curated record. Lineage: Eukaryota; Viridiplantae; Streptophyta; Magnoliopsida; Solanales; Solanaceae. The coding region runs from base 1 to 2436 and encodes 811 amino acids. Gene Ontology annotation, molecular function: protein binding.